This is a messenger RNA of Frankliniella occidentalis (western flower thrips), 6263 nucleotides long. RefSeq lists its product as uncharacterized. The transcript has 14 exons. Bases 477 to 3173 code for a protein of 898 amino acids. NCBI's taxonomy places the organism in Eukaryota, Metazoa, Arthropoda, Insecta, Thysanoptera, Thripidae. The record is from RefSeq and is a predicted model, not a curated record.
GUGUGUAUGUGUAUGACUGUUGUGUGUGUGUUUGUGUGUGUGUGCGGUUGGUUGUUAGUUGUAGUGCGAUCGGGUGCGAUCGUUCACCUCCAGAAUUACAUUUGAGCUGCCAAUUAACUACUGGACUGUGGUUCAUUCAAAUGGACAUUUAGAUAACUUCUUGUUUCCCAUUUUCUUUUAACUUCAUUAGUUUUACGUGGUUUGAGACCCCUUUCUCGUAGUUUUUUCCUUGUGAAUCCGUCCAAGCCCUCCCUUCUUGUUUCGAUCUCCCGGCGGAUCCAACCCCCUUUCUUCGAUAUUAUGUCAAGAAAGGUAAAGAAGGCUGUUUUAUGGUAGAAUGAUCAUCAGCAUUAAAGAGAAGAGGAUUCUUCGGCCCGCAUUGAGGUUGCCUGAAGUGGGCUUGCAGAUGCAGAAAUACAAUAUAGCAAUUUGAAUGACAUAGGCUACCGUAGGACCACAUCAACAUAGCCGUCUGUAUGAACAUGCCCAGAACUACUCAGUGUUGUUAUGUACUUCUUGAACGGCUGUCAAAGACUGUGCUUGACCACUUUGUAGAUAUACAGGAGCCCUUAAAAGAGUCAGUCACUGAGGAAGCCCCAGCGGCUCCAGAUAGCACCACAUCCAUGUUUGUUGAAGGAGAAGAUGUUCUUGUUGACCGGAAUCAUACUGGUCAAUUUUUCAUGGGCACCAUUGUCCAGAUUGAUAGACCCACUGAAAAGUGCUUGUUGCGCUUUUUAGAUAACAAAGAAUGCUGGGCCCAUUUAAAUGAGCUGCAGCGGGUGAAAGAUGACCCCGAAGAAAUUCUGUGUGUUAUAUGUAAAAAAAUAGAUCAAAAUGUUGCUCGAUGCCCAAAGUGUGGCCGUGGUUAUCACAGGUCAUGUUUAGAGUUGAGUCUCCCUGAUGGUGUGUCAGCUGCCAAAUGGCUAUGUAUACGAUGUGGAAACAAAAGUUUAAAGAAAAAGCGUGCUCGUCUUAGCCUAGCAUCUGCUCAGUCUAGCACUGAGCAGACGUCAUCAACCCCAUUGGACACACAGCUUACAGUUAUAAAUAAUGCUACCACUUUAGGGUCUGAAUCCCAUGGCACAUCUCUUAUGCUAGCAACUGCACCAACUAUACCCACAGAGUUUGCAGUAGCUCCAAUCAGGAAGCCUGUUCGUUCCUUCUCUUAUGCACUUCAGUCCUUGGUUUGGGAUGAUUCACACAGAGUGAAUGAUUCUCAACAGUAUUGUUACUGUGGGAAACCUGGAGAUUGGUACAUGCAAAUGCUACAAUGUCAACAAUGCCGUCAGUGGUUUCACCAAGAUUGUCUUUCUUGUCUGCAUUUUCCACUUUAUUGUGGUGACCAGUAUGUACUCAAUUUUCAAAAAUCUCAUUUUUUUGUCAACUUUAUGAAGAAAAAGUACUUCGAUCUGGAUAGUGAAAUUAUACCUUAUGUUAAAAACAAUUGGUUUUACCUUCAAAUACCAGCUCAGUUGGUGAAAUGUAGCGAUUCUGAACUGAGGCGGAUAAUUUUGAAGAUGCUUGAAGAUAACUCAACCAAGAGUUGCAGAUUCAAAUCUGGAAAAGAACUUAAAACAAGGAAACGAAUUUGGGGCUUAAGAAUUGGUGUGCCUCCCAAGCGAAUUCCUUUUUCUCUUCCUCCUGUGCGUCCAUUAACAGAUGAUGCUGUCAAAACAUGGUGGAAGAAGUGCCAUAUUACUUUCAGAGCGCCUUUGGACUCCAAAUAUCUAAUGAGAGGUGAUUUUGUUUUGCAACCAAAUGGCUGCAUGACAAGUUUUGACUAUGGGUUAAUGAUUGGACAAGCUCCAAAUUCACUACAAAAAAUUUCUAGAAACUUAAGAGGGGUUGCUAUUGGCAUUCACAAUCUAGAUGCUAGUAUUAUUCGCAAUAUAUUUUCUUCAUCAAUACCGGUAAAUGGAGGGCAGGCUUGUUUGACAACUGAGGCAUUUACUGGUUAUGCUAAAAAAUCAUCUGCCCUAUGUGCGUCUAACCGAUUAGCUCUUCAAGAAUCUUUACGUCGAAAUAAGCGCUCACGCAAUAGGAUUUCUCCCAGAAGUAAAGCACUUGGAAAGAAGGAUCUUUGUGGUGGUGAUCAAAGUGAUGAAGUGCAAGAGAACAGCAGUCAGGAUGGUUAUGAAUCACUUGACAGCCAAACAAGCUACUCUCAGGAUGAAAAUUACCUUUCAUCAAAUGCUGAGAGUCUUGAUGCAGAUGAUUGUAGCCAAGAUGGUUAUGACUCAAGUGGAGAGGAGAGUGAGGCUGGAACCCUGGAAAGUGCUUCCACCUCCGCUCCUGAUGAAGAUAGCAUAGAUGUAUUCAAGCCAAUAAGCAACGCGGAGGAAAAAGAGGUUAGUGAAGCCAAAGAAAUCCGUGAAGUUCAAAACAUUGAGGAAAAACAACUGGCUACAAAUCAUGAUCAGGAAAACAAUGUGCCAUGUACAGACUAUCAAUUGCUUGUUGGGACCCCACUUUUGUCAGAGACAAUUUUGUCUGAGACAAAUUUGUCUGAGACAAUGGACACUCCACAAACUGCAUCACCUGCUACUGAUUCAGUGUUUCCAUCAAUAUCUUCCACACCAGCUGAUACUGAAGUUGAUGAGGAUUCUGCAGGUCCUUCUGAGCCACGUGCUCCAUUACCAACAAUUGCUGAUCUAAUAGGUGCGCCAAUAGUAUUAGACAAGGAGACGCAGCCAGAUGCUAUUUUAAUACCUUCUUUGCCUCGAUUAACGGCUGUAAUCAAAGAACCGCCACCAGCUCGAGCUGUUAAACGAAAGUUAAGUGAAAAAGAUAUUAAAAUUGUUAAUGGACAAGUUAAACAAAGACGCAGGUUUAGGCGCGCUCAAUCAAAUCAAACUUUGGGAACCAAAACUGUUCACUUGGAUUCUGGGGAAAAGUUAGAAAAACGUAUUGUAGGUGGCAAGCUUCUAAGAAGUCCCCACAAACCAGCCAUUCCAGAAACUACAACAGAUGUUAGCAUUCCACAAGGUGAAUCAUCAUCGUCAUCACCUUUUGUGAAACCUGAAGAAAUGUCAGUGUCUGAUGUUAAAAGAAAUAUAAAAUCUAUAUUUAAUGCUCGCAACCGAAUUGCUGCUGGUGAAAAGUUCGUAAUUAAAGGUAGAAGAGUUACAGCAGAUGGUGUUGAGUAUCUAAUACAGUGGGACUAUACAAUAUAGGUAAUCUGUUGCGCAAUCUCACUUCACGAGACUAUCCAAAGUUUAGAUUCAUAGGUACUUAGUUAUAAAAUGUGAUAUAAGAGUUUAUACUCUGUUUUGGUUAGAAACCCAUUUGCACCUACAAAAAACAAUCAGUCAUUCUAUUUUGUCCAACUUGUUAACUAGCAAAUCAUUCCUGUAAGUAUCUUUCAAUGGAUUUUGAAAUUUUUCAUUGUCUGUUAACCACGCAAAGCGUCUUAUUGUGUUACAUAUGUUUCCUAAAUCAACUUAAAGUUGUGUGACAAUUCCACCUAUAGGUAAAGUGUCAAAAUGUGUCUGCCAUACCUAAGAAUUUCUAUCAGAAAUGAAAUGAUAGAUGAUAUUGGAUAUCAGUUUAAAAAAUUCAAUUAAUUUUUCUAUUUUAACUGUGAUUUUAUGACUGAGCAUAUGUACUUUAAAGUACCUACCUAUAUGGAUAUUCAUAUUUGCUCACCUUUUUACCCAACUCAAUUGAUUUCUCAUUAAUCAAGGUUUUCUUUUUAGAUCAUCUGUCAUUCUAUACUUUUCUGGCUUAAUUUGAUCAUAACAUGAAUAUCAAUAAUAAAAUGUUGAACUGCCAAUAAUUGUUUCCUCAUCUUGAUUUAUUUCAAGUGAUGACCUUUUUUUUCAUUGAGUUGUAGAAUCCAGGACGUUCUGGGGUAGAGGCUUUAAAUUUGUUGUAUCUACAAUGGAACAGAAAAACUUUUAAUGGGACUUCAACUUCCUGACAACAGUUAUGUCUUUUGUAAUGUCUGACUGUGAUAUCAUGUCAAAGAGCUAGUGGAGAUAUAUGGAAUGAGCUGUUUAGUACAACUUAAAAAGAUUGCAACUUAAAAAAGAUUUAUUUUACCUAGCUGCAGAUUUUAGGGCCCUUAACUUGUUAAAGAGGGAGAAGUAGAAUUAUUUUUGAAUCCAUGUGCAGCACACUUUUUACCUUUGGUAUGGAUGUAUAGAUGGACUCUUGAAGAUCCCUAUGAAAAGUUGUUGCAAUGUUUUGGGAGGUUACUAUUCACCAUGUUUCUUAUUGUCUCUUCCUAUUGUCCUCUUUCCUCAUUGCUAAUGUUUUAUUUGAAAAGUAUGGUGGUUGGUUUAGUAAAUAGUUGCACAUACUAUUCUUAAUGUGAGUUCCUCUGUUACCUAAUAUACUAUCAUUUAAAAUUGGCAAUCCGGAGUUAAGGCAGAUGUGUUUGCCUCUAGUUCAAAUUUUUGUAAUUUACAAUGUUUUUGAUUGUUUGGCAUAUUGCUUGUAAAUAUGUUGUGUACCAUAAUAUAAUAUUUACUAACCACUGCCGUAAUUUGUUAGUUUUUCUAGUUUGCUGAUUUUAAAUGACAUGCGGUGGGUCAUAGGUAAUCCAUGUGAACUAAAUUCUUAAGACGACUUUCCCACUGUAAUAUUGACAUUUUAGGUGGGGAAAUCAGGCGGAUUGUUUAUAAUGUUAUGCUUACUUUGUUGUAAUUUUUUGUCCUAAAAAAGAUUAUCUGAAAGGCUGCAAACAGCAUUUCAGUGAAGUGUUUUAUACUGGGUUUUAAACACUAGCUUCUGCAAGACUUUAAGCACCACUUUGUGUUCAUAGUGUGUUAAAACAUGUAUCGUGCAAAUAGUGCUAGGAUGUUGCAAGUUCAGAAAACCAACGAAAUGUUUCUGCCUAGGUAUUUCUUAUCUUACUGACUUUCGACUCAACUAUUUCUAUUACGCCCAUAAUAAGGAAGAAAGGUUGUAGUAGAACAACCAGGUUCCCUGUUCUGACCCACUCAUCAAUUUUUUAUUGUUUUAAGUACCCGUUCAUCAACUGCCAGUUACAUGUGCCAAAGGAGGACAAAAAGUCUGGUUCAAACAUAUGGUCUUACACAUACUGUAUUUAUAUAGUUAACCAGCUGUUGAGUAAUCAGCACCAGACUAUGGAGUCUGAAACCAUAGGCAAAAGUUGUUAACUUACAACUACUAGCUAAAUGAUACAUGACUAAUUUUACUUAAUGGGACCAAGUUUGUAAAAAUAUUUAUAAAAUAGUGUAUAAUUUAUUUUUUUAACUUAGUAAUACGAUUAAAAGUUGAGUAUUUUUGUGGGGUGGUUUUUUAAGUGUAGUGCGCUAACUGUACCAUCAUUUCAUGAUUUAGUCGGUUCAUUAAAACAAAAUUUACUGUAGCUAGUUGGUUCAUGUUUUGAAGGCUACAGGAAGAGUACUCUAUCUUAACGUCGAAAGGUUUUAUGAGUGAAGGUGAAGUGUGAAAGGUAACACUGGCAACCACAUUGAUAAUAUUGUGGUUCAUAAACAAGAUUCCCUUUUUAUUUCUGUGAUAUUGGUUGGGUUAAAAGACAUUAACUCGGCUACUCCAAGUGAGAUCAAUCUGUGCAAGUUCAGGAUAUUGAUUUUUUCUUGCUGUAUUUUGUGUGCGUAUCUGAUGCUUGCAAAUGACUGCUGCACUUCAUUUAUGAAAGAAUGUGUGGAGUAAAAUCUGGGAAUUUUUUCUCUUUUCUUUGCUAAACAGGGUGCAUUGCUAAAACUUCAAUGUGUAAUACUUUUAUUUUUAAAUGAGUGUUGUGUAUUGUUUAAAUAGAUUGUUAUGUUCUGUAAAAGUUGGCAAUUUACUAAAUGCAAUUACAAGAUAGGUACUUUUCUCUUUGAUUGUCUUUGGCUGGUUAAGUAUAUGUAAGUGUAGGUCAUACAGAAACUGUUGGGGGGCUAAAUUUAUGCUCUUAAUGAAAAGUGUUGUAGAAACAAAAUUUUUAUGCUGUUGCAGUUUCUACUAAUAUUUUUGUAUUCUGUGGGCUAUUUAUGAUUGGCCUGACAUUGUUUUCCUUCUAUCAACCUAAUUUUAAAAUAUUUAAGAAAAUUUUACCAUGGUUGUUCAUAGUAUCAAUUCAUAGCACACUAGUCUUUCUGUUUUUUGUUUUUUUAAUUGCAUAUUAAACAUGCCUCUGUAAAUUACAUUUGGUUCUCAUUCUCCAGGAUUUGAAACACCAGAACUCAGAAAACUUGAGGCCUGGUUAUUUUUCUCAUGCAUAUAAUUAUUUUUUUUUACUUUCCUGUGAUGAUAAUACAUUUUGUGAAUAUAUGUAACUGUUUUAGACA